Messenger RNA from Coccomyxa subellipsoidea C-169, 1290 nucleotides. RefSeq names its product SIR2-family protein HDAC1. Lineage: Eukaryota; Viridiplantae; Chlorophyta; Trebouxiophyceae; Coccomyxaceae. The record is from RefSeq and is a predicted model, not a curated record. Gene Ontology annotation, molecular function: NAD+ binding. The transcript has 8 exons. Bases 1 to 1290 code for a protein of 429 amino acids.
AUGAGUCUUGGAUACGCUGAGAAGCUCUCGUUCAGAGAAGAUUUAGGUGGACAGUUGGGCGCCCCAGAAUUGCUUGACGACCAUGAUGCAUUGCAGAAGAGCAUAGAGGCCCUUUCUGAACUGGUGCGUGAGAGUGACAAUAUCAUAGUUUUCACUGGAGCUGGCAUCUCCACGGCGUGCGGAAUACCAGACUUCAGGGGUCCUCAGGGCGUGUGGACCCUGCAGCGUGCAGGCAAACCCCUACCAAAACCAAAAAGCAGUUUCACUGUUGCGCGUCCGUCUUUGACACACAUGGCUAUCGUUGGGCUGAUGCAAAGGGGGAAAGUGCGCUAUGUGGUCAGCCAGAAUGUGGACGGGCUGCACUUGCGAUCUGGGGUACCCCGGUCUAAGAUAGCCGAACUGCAUGGAAACUGCUUCGCUGAGCGGUGCCCUCGAUGCAAAAAGGAGUACAUCCGUGACUUUGAGAUUGAGACGGUCGGAUUCAGGCAAACAGGGAGGACAUGCAGCGUUGAGGGCUGCAAGGGCAAGCUAAAAGAUCACAUCCUUGAUUGGGAGGAUGCUUUGCCAGAGGACGAACUGACAGCAUCAGAGGACGCUGUCAGCGCAGCUGACCUUGCCAUCUGCCUGGGGACCAGUCUGCAGAUCACACCUGCUUGCAAUCUUCCCCUGCGGACUCCCAAAGCAGGGGGCAAAUUGGUGAUCAUCAACCUCCAGGCAACGCCAAAGGACAAGAAAGCAUCCCUGGUCAUACAUGGUAGAGCAGACGAGGUCAUGCGCAGGGUGAUGGCCAAUUUAGCUUUCCCCAUCCCUUCCUAUGUCAGGGAAGACUCUGUCACCAUUGGUCAUGUGCAAGAGCAGCCCAUGGGCAGCGGCAAGGGCCACCCCUUCAACGUGCGGAUCAGCAGUGUCCACGGCGAGAAUUGUGCAAUGCCCCUCGUGCAGACGAUCGACAUAUCAUUCCCGGACCAUCCCAGCUUGCGGCCUGCCACAUUGCGCUCAGCGCCGUUUCAGCUCAGGCGCACAGUCGCGCAGCCAGGAUCUUACCCUGUCAGCAUCCAGCUGCACCUGGUAGAGGGCCUUGACGAGCCCACUGUGACCCUGCAGUACGUUGCACACAUACUGUCCCAGGAGAGCUUCAACGACCAGCUUGUCAUUGACACCACCAGCACCCAGCGCAAGCGCAAAAGGCAGGCAGUGGGGCACAGCAUCACUGCCAGCUUUGUGACUCAGGAAGUGGACUUUCACAGCAGCAGCAGCAGCGCAGACGAGACACAUGAGAACGGGGCUUGA